Messenger RNA from Dovyalis caffra, 420 nucleotides. Lineage: Eukaryota; Viridiplantae; Streptophyta; Magnoliopsida; Malpighiales; Salicaceae. The record is from the annotation of a GenBank genome assembly.
AUGGAAUUGGAGGUGUUCUUGGAAAUGCUUUAUUGCUGCUCCUAUCAAGAAUAUAUUUGGCGCAUCAUGCGAAUUUCAUGGUCUUUAGAGUCUAUAUAUGUUGGUAAUGCACGUUUUUUCGUACCAAAAUCACUGGCACAAAUUGAAGACGCCAAUUUCGAGACAUGCAAGAAGCUAGCUGACGGGUACACUUCAAGUUCUGAAAGUGAUUUUUCAGAUAUUUAUCAUCAUUUAAGUGUUGGUAGAAAGCAGAAGUCCAUAACGGGAAGAAGAAAAGUUCAGUCUAUCCUUCCUUCAAGCAAGUAUAGAUGUCGCAAUUACCACAGCCACUGCUGCCACCAUGUUAGGUUGAAGACUAGGGAAGUAUCUGUUCAUUUAAAGGGUGAAUCACGAAGACUAAGGAAUUCACGACAGCUUUAA